AUGGGCCAAAUGGAACUCCAGGAUGAACUAGGCAAAGGCGCAUACGGCGCAGUCAAGAAGGUCCUUCAUAGGCCAACGAACGUGACGAUGGCGAUGAAGGAAAUUCGACUGGAGCUCGACAAGGCAAGAUUAGAUGCGAUCAUCAUGGAGCUGGAUGUUCUCAAUCGCGCCGUCGCGCCAGAAAUCGUCGAGUUCUACGGCGCUUUCUUCAUCGAAUCUUGCGUUUACUACUGCAUGGAGUAUAUGGACGCCGGUAGCAUGGACAAACUCGAGGCCGCAGGUGUGCCGGAAGACGUGCUGGCACGGGUGGCGGCUUGCACCGUGCGGGGUUUGAAGUUCCUGAAGGACGAGCUGAACGUCAUACAUCGAGACGUAAAGCCAACCAACAUCUUGAUUAACACGCGAGGGGAUGUGAAGCUAUGCGAUUUUGGAGUGUCUGGUCAGUUGAAUAAGUCCCUGGCGAAGACCAAUAUCGGCUGCCAAAGCUACAUGGCGCCUGAGCGCAUACAGGGUGAAUCACGAGGUCAAGGCGAUGCGACCUACAGCGUAUCUUCCGACGUGUGGUCACUUGGCCUGACCAUCGUUGAGAUUGGCAUUGGUCGAUAUCCGUACCCUCCCGAGGCCUACGAGAACGUCUUCUCGCAGUUGACAGCCAUCAUUCAUGGCGACCCACCAGAAUUACCGGAAGACAAAUACUCGUCAGUGGCUCGGGAAUUCGUUGCUCGUUGCUUAGACAAGCACCCGAGCAUGCGUGCAAGCUACACGCAGCUCUUGAACCACCCAUGGAUCGUCAACGACGCCGAGAGCAAGGUUGACAUGCCAGCUUGGGUCACCACCGCUUUGGCCUACCGCGAUGCUCAGAAGGCGCCGCCUUCACAACCCAACGGCGAGGAGGGCGUGCCGCACUCGGUGUAA
This is a messenger RNA of Schizophyllum commune H4-8, 915 nucleotides long. RefSeq names its product kinase-like protein. The transcript is spliced from 5 exons. The record is from RefSeq and is a predicted model, not a curated record. Lineage: Eukaryota; Fungi; Basidiomycota; Agaricomycetes; Agaricales; Schizophyllaceae. Gene Ontology annotation, molecular function: ATP binding; MAP kinase kinase activity. Gene Ontology annotation, biological process: protein phosphorylation; cellular hyperosmotic response; MAPK cascade. Bases 1 to 915 code for a protein of 304 amino acids.